Molecule: messenger RNA, 2491 nt
Organism: Patiria miniata (bat star)
Lineage: Eukaryota; Metazoa; Echinodermata; Asteroidea; Valvatida; Asterinidae
Product: G-protein coupled receptor 54-like
Exons: 3
Coding region: 125-856 (243 amino acids)
Biological process (GO): G protein-coupled receptor signaling pathway
Cellular component (GO): membrane
Molecular function (GO): G protein-coupled receptor activity
Source: RefSeq, a predicted model, not a curated record
UACUGCACCGACCAAUCGAAACCCGGACUUGGGCCAAGUCUAGCAACCGUACAGUCUCAUGUCCGGCAGGAAAGCUCGCAGUUAUCAAAGAUAUAACACUGCAGUGCUUUAAUUGAUUUCUGGCAUGGUCACUGUGCAGGCCACAUGUUUCACCCUGGCCGCCAUGACAGUUGACCGUUACUAUCUCAUCGUGCACGCGGUCAAGUCGCGCAACACUAGAACAGUGACGAAAGCCGUCAUCAUCAACGUAGCCAUCUGGAUAUUCUCAUCCUUGAUCCACCUUGCUACAUUUGUCUUCGCUUACCUGUCUAAAGAUGGCCACUGUGAAAGUAGCUUUCCGAAUCCCGAAAUCAGUGGAAAAGUCUACGGCAUGUUCUCCUUGUUGGCAAUGUACAUCGUGCCCUUGAUGGGGAUCAUGUUCUGCUACGCACAAAUCCUGAUUCAGAUCUGGCGGAAGACGUCGGGAGGGACGGAGAGUGCGCAGGCCCACACAAGGGCGCUCCGCAGGAAGAGGAAAAUCACCAGAAUGGUCUUCAUCGUCGUGGUACUCUUCGCCUUCUGCUGGGCACCUAUCCAAAUGUUCACCGUGUGGGCCAGAUUCAACGGUGACCAAGUGACCAACGCCAACCCGGCGGUUCUGAUGAACAUCCAUGGGUUCUUCUUGUGCCUAGCCUACGCCAACAGUUGCGUCAACCCUUUUGUUUACGCGUUCACGACGACGAGCUUUAGGAAGUACUUUCGGAAAAUGUUCGCGACUUGUUUCAGGGGCGCUUACAAAGAGCGUACGAGCAUCAGCAUUAGCAUGACCACCAAAACGGAGCGCCUUCCACCUGGGGAGGAAGAUUCCUCAAUUUAAAAUCUGGACGGUUAACAGAAAGCAAUGAUUGCUUAAUCGUGACAAGGGAAUGUGCAAAUCCAUGCAGAGAGACUGCAGUGAAGCAGCGGUAUAUAGCUAAAGGAUCUUCAUGAAUAUAACAAAGUGUUGCCGUUCACGGAAAUAAUCUCAGCGAUUCAGAAUUGUGCUUAACGGUGGGAAGAGCAUUUUGAAAGGAGAACAUCUCCAAAAUCAGAAAAUCGCGAGAGGCAGGUUGGCUUAAGUGUCACGCUGGAGUUGAAAUCUUCCUGUAUUCGCACCACCUUCGGAGCUACGAUGGAAAUGUUUUCCACAUUAUUUGGUAUUUUCAUGUUAAAAACAUUGUCGCACAUUUGACAAUAAAUUCUAAUUUUAAUAGUUGUAGUACACUUGGGGCAAAUUAAUGAUGUUUAGUCUAAUUUAUGUUUCGAUGGUCCAAGGCAAAGAAUCUAUUUUGUCUUGAAGUGCACAAUAUUUACCUUUGAAGUGCAAGUAAGAAAUUAAAGGAAAAUUAUUUUUGUGCGAUUUCUUAACUUAUAUAGAUCAAAGGACGAUUUUCCAUUCGUUUUAUUGAGCAUCAUGUCAAUAUAACUCAAUAAUAUCGAAACUGCUUAUGUUGUGCUUAUGUUUUUUUGAAAGGUUACUAACGAAUUAUUGAGUGAUUAUUGAUAUCAACAAGGUAAUAUUGUUUGUAUUUAAGUAACUUUGCACCACAAUUUAUUUUUAUAUGGAAGAAUUAUAUGGAAGAAUCAUAUGAAAGAAGGUGGGAAUAUUUAGGCCCUAAACACGAUUUAUUUAUUGGUUUUCAUUUCAAGUUUAAGAACAAAAGUAACUUCCCGUCGCUAAAUUCGUAUGAAAAAAAGAGUACGCGUUGUUAAAACUGCACUCAACUUCGACGUGCCAUCCUGUGUAAUCUGUAUAGGGACAAAUCAUAUUAUAAUAUGUAAAGUACAUUGUAAAUUUCGCGCGUCCUGAUCAGUUGACUAGCUUUGUCAGUGAUUCCUCCUUUAGUGGUAUAAAAUAUACACCGCUAUGUAUGUAAAUAUUUAUCUUCAAAACAAGUGCUUUGUAAAAAAAAAAUCGUUUGACUGACACUUGGACGAAACGAGACACCGCCGUGUACAGAUUAUCGUUAAUGUAUUCAGUUGUUCUAUUGCAAGUGGUGUCAUGUGUUGGACUGUAUCGUUACGCAUAAGUAGAUGUUGUCAAUCCUAAAUGCUACACUUCGAGGUGCUGGAUAAAAAAAAAACACUGGCACAGUAUUUACUAUAUAUUCGCUGCUCCUUAAUCUGGAAUUUGAACGCAUGUUUUCUGUGUGGGUGUUUUCUGUGGUGGCGCUUAAUUUAAACCCAUUUCAUUCCAACAUUCUGUCCAGGCAUCGCGUUGACCAAAAAAUAGGCACCGUGUCUGUGAAAUAUGAUCUUAUUUUUAAACGUGGGACCAAUGGUAAGAAUCUAUUAUUAACUGUAUCAGGCGUAGCUGGGUUUAUACAGGUCGGAUCAUGACUGUAAUGAACAACGUUUAAUGACGCUUGCAUGUAGAAUCAUUUUCAUUUAUCCCAGAAGUAACCUUUCGAAUUAUUAAAGAUCGUACUGGUACCAAAUACCCAGUGAAUUUUAGAAGAAAUCAAGAAAUGAA